AGUUCGAGUGGGGUUGCAACAUUUAUUAAUGUCCAAAACAACUUAACCAAUAUGACGAGUGGUUUAAAAAUGAAUCUAUCAUCAAUAACAAAAAAUUUAACCGAUUUAAAAAGCAAUCUAACAACAAAUAUAAGUAAUUUAACCAAUUCCAUCGAAUCAACCACGAGUAAUGCAAAUGCUAAUAAAACUUCGAGUGAACCAGAAAUCGGGUUCACCUUGGAUCUUAACCAGAGAGACCAGGAAGUGGCAGUUACUGUCACCAGGGCAAAAAAUUUGCCGACGAAGUUUGGACUUAAACAAGUUAAAGGAUACUUUUUAAAGGUGAAGCUUUACCCAGGCCAAAAGAAAUACGAAUCGAAUACAGUUCCUGUAACCAAUUCCUCAGACACAAUUUUCAACGAAGUUUUCAGAUUCAGUGUAUCGAGGGAUCCAAAUAAAGAUAUCGAUAAAAAUAAUUCUUCAAAAUUUGAAAAAUUUAGCCAAAAAUUUAUACAAAAAUUUGGCCAGAAAAAUAAGUCAGAUGACGCAGGCAAAGAGGAAAACAUUAAUAAAAAUUUUAAUGCUAAUGAUGCAAUAGAUCUAAAUGGAUUCUUCGUGACAAUUACUCUUUGUGCCAGUAUGAGUGAUUUAAUGAUAAAUGAAAAUACGUAUAAAUGGAGCAAACAAGUGAAUAAUUCAAAUGUUCAAAUAACACAAAUUAAUGCAUUGUGAUAUAAUAUAAGUGGUGAAACCAAUCGAAACUGGAGCCGGUUCCAAAUCCGCUUCUUUCAUAUAAAGGAUAAACAUGUGAUGGAAUAAAAAUUAUAGGGAUAAGAAAUAAUUUAAAAAUAAUUG
Molecule: messenger RNA, 834 nt
Organism: Ctenocephalides felis (cat flea)
Lineage: Eukaryota; Metazoa; Arthropoda; Insecta; Siphonaptera; Pulicidae
Exons: 3
Coding region: 52-711 (219 amino acids)
Source: RefSeq, a predicted model, not a curated record